This is a messenger RNA of Anas platyrhynchos (mallard), 2310 nucleotides long. It is a transcript of the gene GDI2, whose product is annotated as GDP dissociation inhibitor 2. Gene Ontology annotation, biological process: protein transport; small GTPase-mediated signal transduction; vesicle-mediated transport. The record is from RefSeq and is a predicted model, not a curated record. Lineage: Eukaryota; Metazoa; Chordata; Aves; Anseriformes; Anatidae. Gene Ontology annotation, cellular component: cytoplasm. Gene Ontology annotation, molecular function: Rab GDP-dissociation inhibitor activity.
CCCCCCCUCCCUUUCCCUCCCUCCCUCCCCGUCUCCAUUUUCUCGCCCCGUUCCCUCAGCCCCGGCUCCUCCGCCUCCGGCCCGGCCCCAGCGAGCCCCAGCACGGCCCCGCCGCCCGCUCAGCCGCCGCCAUGAACGAGGAGUACGACGUGAUCGUGCUGGGCACCGGCCUGACGGAAUGCAUCCUCUCCGGGAUCAUGUCGGUGAACGGGAAGAAAGUCCUGCACAUGGAUCGUAACUCGUACUACGGAGGGGAAAGCGCGUCCAUUACACCCCUGGAGGAUCUCUACAAAAGGUUUAAUCUACCAGGAACUCCGCCGGAAUCUAUGGGGCGAGGACGGGACUGGAACGUGGACCUAAUUCCCAAAUUCCUCAUGGCUAAUGGUCAGUUGGUAAAGAUGCUGCUCUACACAGAAGUCACUCGCUACUUAGACUUCAAGGUGAUCGAGGGGAGCUUUGUCUACAAGGGAGGGAAGAUCUACAAAGUUCCUUCCACUGAGGCAGAAGCCUUGGCAUCCAGCUUGAUGGGCUUGUUCGAGAAACGCCGCUUCAGGAAAUUCCUCGUGUACGUGGCCAACUUCGACGAGAACGAUCCCCGAACUUUUGAGGGAGUCGAUCCCAAGAAGACCACCAUGCGUGACGUGUACAAGAAGUUCGACCUGGGGCAGGAUGUUAUCGACUUCACGGGCCAUGCCCUCGCGCUCUACAGGACUGACGACUAUCUAGAUCAACCAUGCCAAGAAACAAUCAACAGGAUCAAGCUCUACAGCGAGUCGCUGGCUAGGUACGGUAAAAGCCCCUACCUGUACCCCCUCUAUGGCCUCGGAGAGCUGCCACAGGGAUUUGCAAGGCUAAGUGCUAUAUACGGAGGCACCUACAUGCUGAACAAGCCCAUUGAAGAAAUUGUGAUAGAAAACGGCAAAGUGGUUGGCGUCAAAUCUGAAGGGGAGGUGGCUCGCUGCAAACAGCUCAUCUGCGACCCCAGCUACGUCUCGGACCGGGUGACGAAGGUUGGCCAGGUGAUUCGGGUCAUCUGCAUCCUGAGCCACCCCAUCAAGAACACGAACGACGCCAACUCGUGCCAGAUCAUCAUUCCACAGAACCAGGUCAACCGGAAAUCAGAUAUCUACGUCUGCAUGAUCUCCUCUGCACACAACGUGGCGGCGCAGGGGAAGUACAUCGCCAUCGCCAGCACCACCGUGGAAACCGCGGACCCAGAGAAAGAGAUCAAGCCGGCCUUGGACCUCCUGGAGCCCAUCGAGCAGAAGUUCGUUAGCAUCAGCGACCUGUUUGCACCGACUGACCUGGGAACCGAGAGCCAGAUUUUCAUUUCUCGCACCUACGACGCGACCACUCACUUCGAGACGACGUGCGAUGACAUCAAGGAUAUUUAUAAGAGGAUGAUGGGAUCAGAGUUUGACUUUGAAGAGAUGAAACGCAAGAAGAACGAUAUCUACGGGGAGGAGGAGCAGCAGUAAUGAGAAUCUCUAAUUAGGAGAAAUUAAAUCGGCUAAUAUGAAUAUAUAAGGAACUUAAUGAACACUGUAUGAAAUUCAAUAUUGUAAGGCCUGCUUUUGUAAUCCCAUCUCUGAGAGAUUGAAGAGUACUGCACUGGUAAUGUUCCCCUUUUGGAUAUCAUGUGUUAAUUAUUUCAUUCUAGUAGGGCUGCUGUCCAGAAUCUGGCAAAUUACUGACUGAUUUAAUGACUAACCUCGUAAGUGAAAGGCAAGACUGAACCUUUUUUUUUUUUUUGCAGACGUAGACGUUGGUGCAGAUUGAGAUAACUCAUUGACAGCUGUGUCUUACCUUGUAUUUUUAAUCAUUUGUAAACAUCCUUCACAAUUAUGUGCUUCUGGUGAGCUAGUAGACGUGACAGUUGUCACUCAAACCUGAUAUCAAGGAAAAUAGAAACUGAGCACUCCAUUUAUUGUGGACAGCAUCCCUAAAGUCUCUCCCAUCAAUCUAACUCUGUGGCAAGUUGUAUUAUGGACAAAGCCCACAUCUAUUGUAGCAGCAAAUGUUGGCUUAGUUCUGGGCACAGAACUUAACCUCCACUUCAGCUUCUCAAACUGUUUACAUCGGUUGGGACACAGCUGUGCCUAAGGCUCCUUUGUGUUUUAAUCUUAAUAAAAUUGAGAGAACAAAUUACAGAGCAGGCAAGAUGUGGAAGUAUUUUCUGUCCCCUGGUGGCUUCUCAGACGGACCAAACGGCGCUGCGGUAUCGGUAUGACAGAGCCUGUGCUUCUCGUGUCUCCUGAAGGCUCCAAAUGAUUUCUGUACUGCGAAGUAAAGCCAAAUUCUGGAAAACCA